AUGUACGGUACGAAGGCUGGAAAUUUGGAUUUUGUCGACGGUGUUGACUCGUUUGUGCAGACCGUCAAGAUGUACAAGAACCUACAAGAUGAUGGCUACGUGUAUUGCCCAUGCAUUGAUUGCAAAAAUCAGAAGCAGUUUGGCAACGUUGAGCAGAUCCACUUCCAUCCGCAGUUUAGGGGGUUUAUGCCUAAUUAUCAGAUUUGGAACGAGCACGGUGAGAUUGAUGAGAACAAACCUACUCAAAUCUCAAUGCACUCCGUCCAAGAGAACAGGCAUGAAACAAUGGAGGAAACAACUAUCCCAGAAAUAGUGGAGGUAAUUGGACACGAAAGCGUCAACGAAACCAUGCAGGAAACAUUAGUUGCUGAUGAUGUUGUAGAUGCGCUAGACCAGAUGAUACGUGAUCGGGAACCGGAUUUUCUUGAUGAAAAGAAUUUAAUGAAGUUGGAGCAGAUGAGAAAGGAUGCAAAAACACCACUUUACCCAGGUUGCAGCGUGUCAAAACUUGAAGCGGAUCUGAUGCUAUUGGAGAUGAAGUCCAAGAAAGGUUUAUCGAGCAAAGGAUUUGAUGAUUUGUUAAGUUUGCUGCAGAAGAUGCUUCCAAAUCCUAAUGGGCUACCUGAAAACACAUACCAUGCCAAGAAAAUGAUCCGCCCAUUGGGACUAGAGGUACAAAAAAUUCAUGCAUGCCCCAAUGAUUGCAUCUUGUAUCGCGGCAAAUAUGAAGAUUUGGAUGUCUGUCCAAUGUGCUCAGCUUCACGAUACAAGUGUCCAGACUCGGCAAUGUCAAUGAAAGGUGACCGCAAUAAACGACCUCCUACCAAGGUCAUGUGGUAUUUUCCGAUUAUUCCUCGUUUGAAGCGGUUGUUUGCAAACCCGAAGACUGCCAAGCUGAUGAGGUAG
This is a messenger RNA of Panicum hallii, 906 nucleotides long. RefSeq lists its product as uncharacterized. Lineage: Eukaryota; Viridiplantae; Streptophyta; Magnoliopsida; Poales; Poaceae. The transcript has a single exon. The coding region runs from base 1 to 906 and encodes 301 amino acids. The record is from RefSeq and is a predicted model, not a curated record.